GAGAAGAAAAAGCGGGAUUAACCUCCCAGCUUCAAUGUCUGAGACUUCGCUCCGUCUACAGACAGCCUCAUCUGAAAAUGCUGGAAGCUCCGCAUGCUUGUCUGACGCAGUUCCUACAAUGGACGUGGAAAAGUUAUCCUGCCAAAGCUCAUCAUUGGCCCCUGUGGCGGAAGCAGUUCCAUCUUCUUCAGUUAUGGAGGAUUGCUUAAAACUACUCCGAGGAGAAACAGUUCAGUCUUCUGCGUUAACGGAGGGUUGCUUAAAACUACUUCGAGAAGAACCCGAAUUCCGGCGAUUGGCUGUUUUACUUCUAGUAGCCAAAGUUUGUCAGGACAAAGAUGACUAUUAUUGCAUCAUCAAAGUCUACCUCACCCUAGGCCUUCAGUUUUUCCUCCGUCUCUUACGCACAGGAAGAAAAGCUGGCAGGGGUGAUGGUGCUUGCUUGGAGCUAUCUGUUACUGAACUGGCUGCUUUCUGCAAAGUUCCCAAAAUUGCUGCGUCUUCACGGCUUCUUCAUGUCAUUCCUCUCCUCAUGCAGAUUCUCUAUACAGGAGGAUCAGUCUCGCCGUCUGGAACAAUUGAAGAUUGCUACUAUGAGUUAUUGUACUUGGUAGCAAAUGCUCAAGAAGAUGGUGUCAGGGUACUGUAUGAAUCUGGAGGGAUCGGGAUUCUUGCAUCUCAGAUGCCCGAUCUGCUGCUAGUUGGUUCAAAUAAUGUGGUUCAAUAUGCCGUGGAACUUGUUCAGCUCAUGUUAACCAAGUUCCCUGCUAACGAAACUUUCAUCAAACAUCCCUCAGAGCUGGCCAUGUUGGUUGUUGAAGCAUCACGGAUUUUCGGCUUGUUGCGUACUGAUGAUGUCAAAUUUAAAGUGUCAACACUUCGCUUCAUAUCACUCAUUUUAUGUUCCCAACGUUCAGCACCUGUAAAAGAAGCUCUCCGGUCUCUGCAGAAGGUUUCUAGAAGUACUGUCUGGUUAACUAACAUUCUAUCUGGUGUUGUAGCUAUCCUGAAUAGUGCAGUUACGCCUGAUGACAAACUUCAAGCUCUAUUCUUAGCUGAAUCCACCAUUUCAGUUGUUGGCAUACAAUGGUUAAUUGGUCAGGUAGAUGUCACCAAGGGUCCAUUCCUCUCUGACUGGUGUAUCCUCUUGGAGAAUUGUAGGGUAGAAAUAGUUUGUCUUCUCAAUGACUUCGCGUAUUUAAGAUUUGAAGCCUCCAAAAGUACUUGUGCAUCAUCAGUAGUGAUGGAGGCCAUGACGUCGAUGUGUAAAGACCUCAGUAUGUUGCUUUAUUUGGUCAGGGCAGUAAUGGAACUCAUUUCAAACAAAUCUGGAGACGGAGGAGCUCAUGAAGACUUACAUGAUCCAGAUGCAGCCCCCACAUCAAGUGACUACUGCAUCUUGACGAAAAUCACAUCUGCACUGGAGGAGACAAUUUUGUUUGUUUUGAAUUAUCUAGGGGAUGCCAAGGAACAUGGGCAGAACAGAGGAGAUGAUCUCCUUGCUUCAGUGGAGUUAAUUGCUAAAUAUCUUGAACUAGCAUCUGAUGGUUACUUGCUUGAGAUCUUAGAUGAAGCCUCAGUGCCUUUAAACUAUAUGCUAUCUGUCCUUGGGAACGACGAGGUUUGCCCUGUUAUGUCAACAGGCGCUCUGCUUCCAUUGAUUAAUGUUAUUGUAAUGGGUAAUCAUGCUAUAAGGGAUGUGUUUGUUGUAACAUCUGGUGCAUUGGAAGGUCUUGUCAAAAGCUUGUUGAGUUUCAUUGUCCCAACAAGCAUGGUUGAGGAUGUUAGCCUCAUGUUUUGCUACAAUUGUUGUUGUAUACUGUUGAUCUUCCUAGAGUACUGCCCAAAAUUGAGGUCUGCGGAGGUGGAUGUUUCUCUUUUCAUACUUUUGGGACCAGUGUCACGUUGGGCAGUUAAAACAAACAACAUGGCCAUUAUUCUGAUGGCGUCAAGUCUUUGCGCACUAAUACUGGCGUCCCAAUUUGAAAAGGAUGUGCUGUGUUAUCUGGAGUUGAAUCCAGAUCUCCUGAAUCCGUUAUCGCAGGUCAUAAGCAGAAGCGUCGCUGUUUAUGCCAGGGCUUCUGAUGUACCUGAAGAAGAUGACCAUCCUUAUUUAGCCAAGGGUUGUUAUCAACUAGCUUUUAGUCAUUUUAAAUACUGUGGCUCUAGCUGGGUGGAGAGAUUACCUAGCCUCAAAGAGGCGAUUGAAAGACAAACCGAAGGUUCGGAAGCAUGGCAAUUGAAAGAUAAAUUAGAUUAG
Messenger RNA from Oldenlandia corymbosa var. corymbosa, 2260 nucleotides. The record is from the annotation of a GenBank genome assembly. Lineage: Eukaryota; Viridiplantae; Streptophyta; Magnoliopsida; Gentianales; Rubiaceae.